GUUAAGGGAAGAGCAGUUCACUAAACCCUCCAAAUAUUAUUUCCUAGCCUUCGGACGUUCCCCUAAAACGGCCUUUCUUAUCCAUUACAAGUACCGCUAGAAUACGUCUGUGGGUGCUUUUGAUGAUACCACCUUGUGGUGAUAGCGAGUUUUGUGGCUUUCACUGUACCCGUCCGAUGUUGUUUGGCACCUCUCUUCAAAAUGCUGCUAGUUGAUGAAAUUACGUUGGCAGAAAACGAGAUAGCCCAGGUUAUUGCUUUCAUUUGUGGGCUCAUGGUGAUGAUGUUGAUGUUAAUGGGCUUAACAUCGACAGACUGGCUGAUGGCAGCAGGCUGGAGGCAGGGACUGUUCAUGCAUUGCAUCGAGAAAGGGGCUAAGCAUCCUCUACCUUUCAAUAUGCAAGAUCCAGCUGGAUGUUACCAGUCUAGGGAAGCAACAUACAUAAAAGUAGCAGCAGCACUCUGUGUUAUAACAUUGUUGACCGAUCUUGUGGCCACCAUUUUGACAGGAAUGGGUCUUAAAUCAAAAGACCAUCAUACUAAAUUCAAGUACUAUCGUUUUGCCGUCGUCGUUAUGACACUUUCACUUGCGUCUAUAGUUCUCGCCCUCAUCAUAUAUCCAGUUUGUUUUGCAGCCGAAUUGAAUUUAGGUAACAGGCUGGUCUGGGAAUUCGGCUGGGCUUAUGGAGUGGCUUGGGGAGCGGCAAUUUUUCUAUUUGGAGGAGUUAUCUUGUUGUGUUGUGAUAAAGAAAGUGAAGAAAUUUACUAUAAGGAGAGGAAAAUAGUGCAAGAUAACGAUUCGCGUGCCUAGUGGCCACAAAGUCUGCCCGAUGUUGUUCUCUGAUCGUAAGGGACGAAUCUAUGUCAUCUCCUUCCGAGAAUGCGCAAAGAAUGAAAGAUUCGUAUGAAUGUAGGUAUGUUGAAAUUUCUCUGGUCAGUUUGAACACUCUGGAGGACAUAACUGAUGAUUAUUGUAGAGGUUUGAUAUAUCGAUUCCAACUGGCUGGAUUUUUUAUAUUUUGCGAAUUUGGUCUUGAAUUAUAUUCGUCGGUACUUUUAGUAUUCAAUGUUACUCAUAAAUAUGAGUAAAUAAAUAUUUACUCUUUUUAUUUAUUGAUAUAACGAAAUGUUUUUUGUUUGUGUGAAUGGAAGAGUGUUUGAGAGACAACCCGGGUAGGCUUGAUGGUGCGUGAAGAUAAAGACUCGAAUACAAUUUAAGAUAAAUUAAGGACUGUUGUAUGAUUGUAAGAUUUGUGACGUUAUCGUGAAUAUAAUUUAAAAUAUGUAUAGUAACAGAUAUUCAUUUUUCAUGAAAUUUUUUUUUUUUUUCAAUUACGAUUUGUACUCGAAAUUAUCAUUAGCUGAAUGUGAGAAUUAUCUUUUUUCAAGGGAACUGGAUUUGCCAAUAUUCUUUAAUUCGCAUUAUCGAAAUCAUAUCUUCUACUGUUUCUAGUUACCUAAAUUUGGUUUCGAUAAUUCUCAGACAUGAGUCUUCUAUGGUGCUUUACGAUUUUAUAAUUUAAGAACCUUGAACCUCCACCCCUUAAAAACAUUAAACUCACCUUAGGUAACAAAUAAUCUUUGAUAAAUGAAAAAAGCCGAUAAAUCUUAUUGAUGCUAAUUUGUUAACAAUAAUUUAUUGUGUAGACUGAAAAGUGACUUUUUCGAUGAUAAUAAUUUCGCAAAAUGAUUUCAAAACUUUUUGAAAUUGUUUUUAUCAAUGAUCAAAUUGCAGUCUGCACUGGAUUCCAUUUUUGCGAAUUCAUCAAGGAUUCAUAAAUCCUUGAUGAAUUCGCAAAAAUGCAACUAUUAUUUCGAGAAAAAUUAUGUUAUGCAAUGAUUGGACCAAUCUUGAAGUUAUGUUGAUCCAUGAGGAUGAAAUUUACACCUUUUCUAAUUAUUUGCGAAUCUCACAAACAUUAGAAAUAUCCAGACAUUGUUCGCACACAACUCGAAUAAAUAUUAUUGAAGGGACUGAUAGUCCAGAAUUGGAUGUAAUAUUCAUAUCCCCUUUUGAAAUGAUGCUUACCUUACUUGUUGGAUAAAAAAUCUAGACAUUUCCAAUGUUUGUUUGAUGAUGAAAGCCUUUGCCAAUGUUUGUGACUUCUCUUUUAAUUUGGAAUAUUCCGUUUUUAACCUUUCCUAAUUAUUUGUAGCUUCCCAAGUAUAAUGCUUGAAAAUAAUUGAUUUUCAGAACAUUAGGAGCAUAUUAUAACAUAGUUUUGUGAUAUAGCUUAACAUGUAAAUACUGAAUGUAAACUCAGAUUUGUUGAAUAGAAUAACAAAGCAUUGAUGAAAUCAUUACAAUGUACUUUCAGGAAAAGGUUGAAUUAGAUCUGAAGAGCAAUACUCAUCUAAUAAUCUGAGAAGAGCAAAUUAAAUAAUUCCUUACCUACAUUUAACUAGAUUUGGAAAUAUCCCCAAUUCAAAUAUGUUAUCUCUUCGUUCGUUUUUAUUUUUCAAUAUUUUAAAAUAAAAGAAUAAAAAGAUCGAAUAGAGAUUGCAGAAAAUAUAUCCAAUAUGACGUUUUUCUUAAACUGGCUCAUCUUCAUUCUUUUGAUAACAAAAUAGAUACUAAUAUUUAUAUCACCAUCAAUAUGUAAUACCUUUCUUUAUCAUUCUGGCCCUUGUUAUUUAUUGUGUUGAUAAUCUAAUAAUCACUAGGCAUGUGUUCAAUUUUUAUGUUUUAUGUGUAUAAUUCCAAUAUAAUCGAUAUGUUUUGUAACUUAGCAUUUAUUUCUGUCGAUGUUAAUAAAUUUAAUAAGUUUA
This is a messenger RNA of Harmonia axyridis, 2768 nucleotides long. RefSeq names its product transmembrane protein 47. Lineage: Eukaryota; Metazoa; Arthropoda; Insecta; Coleoptera; Coccinellidae. The transcript has 5 exons. Bases 202 to 810 code for a protein of 202 amino acids. Gene Ontology annotation, cellular component: cell-cell junction; membrane. The record is from RefSeq and is a predicted model, not a curated record. Gene Ontology annotation, biological process: cell-cell adhesion.